AUUGACUUUGCUUCGAAAUCUCAUAAAUAUAAUCAACAAUUUGUUCGUUAUAUAUUAGUACAUCCAAAUGAAUGUAAACAAUAUAUACAUUUAUUAUUAAUAGCAGCUAAACAAUUCGAUAAAUCAAAUGUUAUUAAUUAUUGUUUAUAA
Rotaria sp. Silwood1 is the source of this 150-nucleotide messenger RNA. The record is from the annotation of a GenBank genome assembly. Lineage: Eukaryota; Metazoa; Rotifera; Eurotatoria; Philodinida; Philodinidae.